Candidozyma duobushaemuli is the source of this 4470-nucleotide messenger RNA. It is a transcript of the gene ESP1, whose product is annotated as separase. The record is from RefSeq and is a predicted model, not a curated record. The transcript is spliced from 2 exons. Gene Ontology annotation, biological process: proteolysis; meiotic chromosome separation. Gene Ontology annotation, cellular component: nucleus; mitotic spindle; cytoplasm. NCBI's taxonomy places the organism in Eukaryota, Fungi, Ascomycota, Pichiomycetes, Serinales, Metschnikowiaceae. Bases 1 to 4470 code for a protein of 1489 amino acids. Gene Ontology annotation, molecular function: cysteine-type endopeptidase activity; protein binding.
AUGGCCUUGACGGAGAUUCUGCCGAACCGACCCCGAAAAGCGGCGCUGCUGAAGGAAUUUAAAUACGAGAGGCGCUUGAAGGAUGAGGAUUUCACCCAUGGUUAUGAAUGCAUUCUGCCUCGGGACCUCAGAGAGGCAGUAAAGGCCCACCACAGACUGAUUGUGGGCAUGGUCCACGAAAAGAAGAUUGAUUUGGCAUACAAGGAGCUUCAGAAGAUGUUUGUUGGAUUGUGUGAGUGCCGGUUUCGAUCUGGCGAGGUGCCGUUAUCGAGUCUUUUGCAUGGCGUGUUUGGUGAUUUGGACCAUACCUUGGUGAAUUCGUACCAUAUCCUUUUACUUCAGACAUUGCUCCAGCGUGUUUCUGGGAACUUGCAGCUGAUUGCUGCGGGUGAAAACGGCUUCAGCAUCUCGAUCUUCCACACAAUUGCAUCGUCUUUGACGCGUACUGGGUCUAUUGUGAAGUGGAUCGAGAAGGCCCCUGGUCAGAUAUCGUUGAAGCACUAUGCUGGAUUGCGCAAGGUGGCGACGGGAUUCCUCAAAAUCAUAGACUUUUUGCGUCAGAAGACCCCGCUGGCCCAAUUGAGCGGGUAUAGAGAAGAAUGGGUGCUACUCCAGAUGAAGUUCUCCAUGUUGGCAGACCCAGAGGUCCAGAUUGAGGUGCCUCAAUCGGCACAGGGUGAGUUUAUUGAUGACCUCAGGACAUCAAUUGAGCCAGAACUGGUACCUACAGAACAAGCCCCCAACGACCCCUUACAGCAUCUAUAUUCGAGGGUAAUUGACAAACUCGGCUCACUCCGGCCAACCGCAAAUCGUGUGGAUGUACUCGACAACAUACUUCUUGCAUUCGACGGCAUUGAUAUGCCUUCCAAAGAGACCUUCAUAGACUGUGUGACUCGCUUCGCCAAAGAGCUCUCAACAAAUCACAAAUUUCAAGUUCUACUCGAGCGGGCAUUACCUUUUGCUUUGGUCCUAGCCAAAGACAAAUCCGAAAUGGUCUCCUCGUGCUUUCGUUUCGGCAAUAGUUAUCAAAACUGUGAAGCGCUCCUAUUGGGCCUCCAUCAUUUACCGCCUUCUGUGGAGAAAAGAAAGAAACAAGGAUUGAGAGAACUCACGCUAAACUGUCUCUUGAUGAAUAGGCAGCUUGAACAUUCUUUGGAUGCCACACUUGGCUACCUAAUUGACCAUGAGUUUCCAGAAGGCAGUGUGCUACAGGGCACUACGGGAAACCUUCCAGAAUGUGUGCUCAAGUCGCUUGCAUACCUCUCCAAGUACCGCUUGGACAGUCUUUCAGAAGCAAUCGCGAGCCUAGCAAUGAGUGAUGACUCCAGAGGACAAACACUCUUUCAGACACUUUUAUCGAUAGAUGAGACAAAUGUGGUAUCCGUUCAGGGCCUCUUUUCUGCAUUUCCCAUUGAAGAUAGCUCGACAACCCUUUUUUGCAUACUAAACGCUGAAAAAGUGACUGAAGUGUUCCUUUCGUUACCCAAGCCGGCCACCACUUUUGAUAGACUUCUAACAGCUGCGAUUCUCACCAAUCGACUCAAAACCAUAGCCGGUCCGGUGAAGCCAAUUCUCGCUAGCAUCGGUACCCAUGUCAAAGCCUGGCUUGAAAGUACGUCUUUUGAUGAUAUCGAGUUAGAAACUUUCACAACCCUCACACGCAGCCUAUUUGAUGGCGGCCACUACGCCUUUGCGCUGUAUCUCCUUCAAAUGCUGGACGAAGUCGACGUCAUAUCCCUUGAUAUGCGACUCUCUUUACAACUCCUUUCGAUAAAGUGCAGCUUACGUCUUGGAAAUUAUGAGGAGAUUCCAUCUAAAUUGAGCACUGCUGGCAGGUUGAUGAAACAGAUGGCUGAUUCCAAGAUGAUUGUCGAAAGUUUGUCACUUGUCGAGUGGAAAUUACAUCAGUUCGAGUAUUUCAUUUUCACCUACAACGCCAAAAAAGCCGGCGAGAAGUUUGAAGAGAUUACUAGAUUCCUCGCUUGCAAACCUGAAUUCAGUCUCAGCGCCAAUCAGUCGAUGCCGCUCACUCAAACCAUAUCUUGCCUUCUACUCAACGCACAUUUUCUUCACUUGACAGCCAAAUUCGAGUACAACACUGGUAGAUUUGCCCUGGCCUUGAAGAAUUUGAAGUUGGCUAUCAAGAUUGGUGUGUCUAUCUUGAAGAAGCUUUCUGGAGCAUGCGAUUUAAAAGACGAGACUGUCCGAUUCUUAUUGACUUGUUACAAGGAGGGCUUCGAGCUUGCCAAACAGGCCGGGUGUCUGAGUGAGGCGGUUAACAUGAUACUGGAAAUGGAUCAAAUUAAUCACUCGUUCAAAGAUUCCUUGAUAAAUGCCAAGGCUCACUUUGCUCUUGCUGACAUAUACCUUUUGACAGGGGAUUCGCUGACUUCUGCUUUACAAUACGAGGAGGGUCAACGCAUCUCAUCAGAAAAGGACAUGGCUUUAUUGAAGGCAACGGAGUUGAGCUCCGCCCUUUUAAGUUACGUGCUUCAUGGGAAGUGUGAAACCACCUUGAUCAAGUCUGAAUUGCUCGAAACUCUUCGACUUGUCGAUCAAAUGGAAGCCUUUUCAUCAAAGGAUGUGUUGAGCGACCUAAGAAGAUACGAGUAUCUUCUUUCUCAAAAAGAGAACAUUGUCUUGACGGAGAACAACACUGAUCAGUCGCCCCAAUCCAUACUUUUAAAGACGAUAGCAUCAGCCAGACAAGAGGUUCUGGACGUGAGGAGUGCAAUCAUGGAUCAAGGAAGUGCAAUCGUCAUUCCGUCUGGACUCACAUUCACCAAUGAACUAAACGAGAAAGAUCUCAACAUCGUCGACAAGCUUCUUGAUUGCAAAGAUACAUUGCUCAGAUUUCUCGAGAACGAUUACUCGCAGCAGCUUGGGGUUGAGGAGUUGAAAGACCUUCAAAACACUCUAACAAGAUGCAUCUUCACUCUUUCCCAGAUAACUGUGGUUAAAGCGGAAGGCGCAGAAAGUCUACUCAAGGAUGUGUUCUAUCUCCUGGAGCUACCAAGAGUUCUCCCUUACCAGUCACUCACACAAAUUCACAAGACUGAGCAGAAGAGUAACGAAAUCAUGCCGACUCUAUCGAAAACGAGCAUCAAGAAUGUUCAUGCCAAAGAGCUGUUUUUCGGCGAUCUCUCAAGGCUUCUUCCCAAGGACUAUGUUGUCAUUACAAUCGACUGUUGCACCCAAUCCGGAGACUUGAUAUUGAGCAAAUUGCAGAAGGGCCUGAGCAUCCCAUCGUUAUUGAGGCUCUCGCUGGAACGAGGUACCUCACUGCUGACGCCCUUCUGCUUAGUGAUGGAAGAGCUAGCGAAAAUUAUUGAAAAGAGUCAUAGAACCACCAACCUGGAAAUAACCCGCAACAUCAGAACGAAAGAUGAACGGAAGGAUUGGUGGAAAAGACGGUUUAUUCUUGAUGCGAAGUUGAAGAAUGUUUUGGACAAUGUUGAAAACAAUUGGUUAGGUGGAUUUAAAGGCUUUCUAGAACUCACCAAUUACUCGUCCACCGAGUUUCUUUUCUUCAAAUCCGAGCUCCAAAGAGUGUGGAAAAAGAGCUUAGCAGUGGAUGCAUUGGAAUUCAGCGACACUAUAACUGAGCUUUAUUUCAAUUUGACGCCCUCGGGAAAUAAGCCAUUGGAGAUCCAACAUUUGCAAGAUUUGAUAAAGUAUACUGCUUCAGAGCUUGGAGUUUCUGUCGAUGAAAGGAAGCUUGUCAACGAUAUUAGGAAAAUUCUUCCCACUAAGAGAAAAGUCCAACCUCAGCAUUUGGUACUUCUUCCAAGUCACACAUGCUCAGACUUUCCAUGGGAGAGUAUCGACUGCUUGAGAUCAAGACCUAUCUCUCGUGUCCCAAGCAUAACCUGCCUCUUAGAACUACUCAAGCGGUCUUCGGCAGACCUUAAAGACGGUCAUCUGAGCUACUACGUGUUGAACCCUGGUGGUGACCUCAAGAAAACAGAGCUUAGAUUCAAGACGAUGUUUGCAUCAAUGCCCCGAAGCAAUGGCAUAACAGGGCAUCCUCCAAAUGAAGAAGAGCUUUUCCGCAAUCUUUUCAAAACUGAUCUUUUUGUUUACGCCGGUCAUGGCGGAGGGGAGCAAUACAUGAGGAUGAAUCAACUCUUGAAGAAGAGUAUCGGUGAAAAUGUUAAUCUUCCACCAGCCAUAUUGAUGGGUUGUUCUUCUGGCGCGUCACAGAAGCAUGGUAUGCUAGAGCCUUCUAGUAAUAUCAUGGUUUGGCUUCUCUGCGGUUCGCCAAUGAUUCUCAGCAAUCUAUGGGACAUCACUGACAAGGACAUUGACGCCUUCAGCUCUGAUGUUUUAGAGAGAUGGGGUUUGAUUGGAAAUGUUCAGGAAAGAAGCGAUAUCGCUAGUGCCGUAGCUAAGGGCAGAGACACUUGUGUUCUCAAAUACUUGAAUGGGGCGGCACCCAUCGUCCAUGGACUUCCCAUUCGUCGUCAAUAA